Molecule: messenger RNA, 984 nt
Organism: Euleptes europaea (tarantolino)
Lineage: Eukaryota; Metazoa; Chordata; Lepidosauria; Squamata; Sphaerodactylidae
Gene: XAF1
Product: XIAP associated factor 1
Exons: 8
Coding region: 44-955 (303 amino acids)
Biological process (GO): apoptotic process
Molecular function (GO): zinc ion binding
Source: RefSeq, a predicted model, not a curated record
GCGGGAUGACUUUCGUUUCCACCGCUUGCAGAAUAUUGCCGAAAUGAAAGUGAAAGAGGAGCCGAGGGAAGAGAUGGCAGAGGAGAGAAAGCUCUGCAAAAACUGCAAGCACGAGGUGGCGGCUGCCAACUUCUCCCUCCAUGAGGCUCACUGUGUGCGUUUUCUUGCCAUCUGCCCCAAGUGUGAUGAACCCAUUGCGUUGAAGGACAUGAAGGAGCACUUUGCCAAUGCCCACAAGGAGGUCAGAUGCACGCUCUGCCAUCAGCUGACACAGCAGUACCUACUGGAACGCCAUGAGUCUGAGGAAUGCCCCGAGCGGUCAGUCCGGUGUCAGUUCUGCGAACUGGACCUCCCCGACCACAAGCUGCAGGCUCACCUGAAUACCUGCGGCAGCCGGACCACGCCGUGCUGGCACUGCGGCAAGUACGUCAUGUACAAAGCUUUGAAGGAGCACAAAGUCGUGUGCCAGGCGAGAGAGCAAGAGAGGGGCCGCGACUCCAGGGCCAACUUGUGCCAACACUGCCGUAGCUGGUUCCCCGAUGAGAAAUUUCUCCAGCACCUGAACGAGUGCAACCCUCUUCCUCAGCUUCUGGGAGCCCUCUCCACUCACUCCCCCAAGGACUCUGGCUCUCCUGAGUCUCCCACUUCUACUGCUCUGAGCGAGGCCGUGGAGGGAGGUGCCCGCCCCAAGAAGAAGGAGCUGUCUUCUGUCGGAAGGCCCUUGCUCAAGCCUCCGAAGAGCAAAAAGCUGGCCUUCGUGACCACUCUGGCCUCCGCCCCGCCCCAGGCCCUGGAGGAUUCCCUUUACGACACGCUGGCGACUUGUUCUCACUGCAACAUCCUCCUGCCCAGCCCAACUCUGCAGAAACACGAGAAAAAGUGUCAGAGAAAGGCCUCCUUGCAGGCGCUUCGUCGAAGUCCUCGCCUCAUGGCCAAAGGAGAGGAGUCGAUGUAAGCCCUUCUGAAGAAGAGCAGGCAGCGAAA